Messenger RNA from Periconia digitata, 1308 nucleotides. The record is from the annotation of a GenBank genome assembly. Lineage: Eukaryota; Fungi; Ascomycota; Dothideomycetes; Pleosporales; Periconiaceae.
CUUUGUUCGCUGACUCACUUUGUUGCCAUGGGUCAUUCUCGCCAGCCUUGCCAACCGUUGACAGAAGGUUAUGGCAACCGUAUGACGAGAAAUUCUGAAAAAAAUGAUACAAAAACAAUUUCGUCCUGUGCUAAACUUUGGGUAACGAGGAUACUCGGUGAAAGAGGGGAGCAGCCGCCGCGUCGUUGGAAGCAUACCUCCAGACACCGAGAGGGCGCCCAAUCCUCAGCGUCGGUGCCCGACACAUCGAUUUCUACGCCGUCAGAUCUCUCGUCUCAGUCUCUUGAACCUGACGUACGCUCACCGCCAUCUAGCGUUUUACGAUACGAAAAGCACAGGAACACUACAUGUGCUUCGAAAUUGCCUGUCUCAGAGUUCCGGCGAAAUCAGCACUCUUUAAAUUGGAAUUGGACUCUCUUCACACAGGAACUCGAAAUAAUGUUGCCUCACUUACAAUUGAUUGACGACGGAGGCUCAGCGAACAUAUACGCCACGUUAUUCCAGACUGACGAAGGCUUGGACACCUUAGCGAUCAAGAUUUUACGAAGACAGCGAGGCAAGAAUGCGGAUGUUCCCAUCGAGUCACAGGAGCUUAAAAUAAUGAGUAGUGUUCAGCAUAACCACAUCGUUGCUUAUGUUGGAUCAUGCUACCCCAAUGGACAGGUGGCUUUACUUAUGUACCCCGUGGCCAUAUGCAAUCUCGCGGAUUGUAUUCGUAGUGCUUCGGAGAUGAACCAUUCUCGAUCGGGAGUUGAUCCCCACCUCUCACGUACAUUGCUGAAAGCGUUUGGAUGUCUUUCAUCUGCGGUCAAGUAUUUACAUGCUACCCUCAAGAUCAAGCACAAGGACAUCAAGCCAGAGAAUAUUCUUGUCACCAAACACGAUUCUGUUCUUCUGGCGGACUUUGGGAUCUCAAAACAGUAUGAAGACUGGGCCACUACCAACACUGACGGCGAAACAUCAUUCACCAACAAAUACGCCCCGCCAGAAGUAGUCGACCACAAAAACCGGGACCUUUCUGCGGAUAUAUGGUCUCUUGGCUGUGUCUUUCUGGAAAUCUUGACUGUUGUCGUGGGCGAAAGCUUGGACAAUCUGGCUCGAGUGGUCUUCAACAGCAGUGAUCGGUCGAGUUAUCGCAAUUCCCAGCCGAGUGUGAUAAGCUGGAUCAAACAACUGAAGGUAGUCGCGGCACCACGCACCAAAUCUAGAUACUUCAACCGACAAUCGCCAAGUAGUAACGAGCACCCAGGCGAGUGGCAAGCUUGUUCUACCGAAAUUUCCGAUAGACCCAAUUCAGGCGGCUAUUAA